AUGUUUACUCGAUCGGUCAUUAGCCGGUCCACUGCGUCGCGGCACGCCUUCAUGGACAUCACAAUUGGCAGGCAGGAUCCGCAGCGUGUGUCUUUCGAACUCUUUAUGAAGAAGUGCCCAGUUGCCUCAGAGAACUUCCUGAAGUUAUGCACCGGUGAAAAUGUGCUGCCGCGGGUGUCCAGCAUCGAUGGGAUCGGUGAGCCAUCCUUUCGAUACCAGUUUCUGCCGCAGCUGACGUACCGAAACACGACGGUGCACCGCGUCUGCAAAGGCUAUCUUGUGCAAGGCGGUGAUAUCGUCUCUGGUCAAGGCACGGGUCAGCUUUCCAUCUACGGUGAAUUCUUCGACGCGCCGGAAGAAGUGAAAGCGUCCAAGUUUGAUCGAAUGGGUCUCUUAGGCACCGCUGUGAGUGCACCACACUUGAAUGGGUCGCAGUUUUUUAUCCUGACGGCGGACAAGGCGCCGCACCUCAACGGCACGUGCAUCUGCUUCGGCCGUGUCGUGGACGGAUGGGCCGUGGUGAAGGCCAUCGAGGCCAUCCCGCUAACGGUCACUGGCGAGCCAGUGGAGCGGGUUGUAGUGGUUGACUGCGGGAAGCUCUAA
This is a messenger RNA of Leishmania braziliensis MHOM/BR/75/M2904, 603 nucleotides long. It is a transcript of the gene CYP10, whose product is annotated as putative cyclophilin 10. Bases 1 to 603 code for a protein of 200 amino acids. The transcript has a single exon. Gene Ontology annotation, biological process: protein peptidyl-prolyl isomerization. Gene Ontology annotation, molecular function: peptidyl-prolyl cis-trans isomerase activity. Lineage: Eukaryota; Euglenozoa; Kinetoplastea; Trypanosomatida; Trypanosomatidae. The record is from RefSeq and is a predicted model, not a curated record.